Brettanomyces nanus is the source of this 4908-nucleotide messenger RNA. RefSeq lists its product as uncharacterized. Gene Ontology annotation, cellular component: membrane. The record is from RefSeq and is a predicted model, not a curated record. The transcript has a single exon. The coding region runs from base 1 to 4908 and encodes 1635 amino acids. Gene Ontology annotation, biological process: transmembrane transport. Lineage: Eukaryota; Fungi; Ascomycota; Pichiomycetes; Pichiales; Pichiaceae. Gene Ontology annotation, molecular function: ABC-type transporter activity; ATP hydrolysis activity; ATP binding.
AUGGAUGAGACGGAGAUCCAGGACUUAGCGAGGCAGAUUACUGAGAGGAGUAUUGCUUCCAUUGGCGGGGUAGCUGAAGCCCCUGGAGUUGCAGCCGUAGGGGCCGGAGAAGCCGGAGGAGCCGUGGACACUACUGCAGGCACCAGAGCUACCGGGGCCACCGGGGCCACCGAAGAAGAAACAUACCGGCCAGAGGUUAAAAAUGCGGGGGAGCCUACCGGGUUCGCAGCACGGCUUAUACAGACUCUCUCCCACCAAUCUACCAGGCUUUCCCAGAUCCAGGUGGACGGUAUUUCACCAUUCACCGGGCAAGAUCCACGACUCGAUCCAAACAGUGGCGAAUUCAGUGCCAAGAAAUGGAUUAAAAACAUUCGAGCCAUCCAAGACCAGGACGUCGAUUACUACAAGCCGUACUCAUUGGGAGUUCUCUACAAAGAUCUAAGAUGCUACGGUGGAGCUACUGAUACAGAUUACAAGGCAGAUUGCUUGAACUGGGUAGAGAAGCUGUUCAAAUUAACCCGAAGUACUAUCCACCCCGAAGAUAAUGUGUUUGAUAUUCUCAAGCCCAUGGACGGCUUAAUUAAGCCGGGUUCCUUGGUGGUUGUCCUUGGCCGUCCCGGUGCUGGCUGUUCCACUCUUCUUAAAACUCUUGCUGCACAAACCUAUGGCUACCACGUUGACCCGGCAGCCAAAAUUACUUACGAGGGAAUGACCCCGGAAGAGGUGGCCAAACAUUACCGGGGGGAAGUUAUAUACAACGCGGAAACAGAGAUCCACUUCCCGCAUUUAACCGUGGGCCAGACCCUUAAAUUCGCAUCGCUCAUGAAGGUUCCGCAGAACCGGCUACCGGGCGUCUCGCGGGAGGAUUAUGCGGAACAUAUGACCAGGGUCUACAUGGCUAUGUACGGUUUGUCUCAUACCUACGGAACAAAAGUCGGUAACGAGUACAUUAGAGGAGUCUCCGGCGGUGAGAGAAAGAGAGUCUCCAUUGCAGAAGUGUCUCUAUGCGGUGCCAAGCUCCAGUGCUGGGAUAACUCUACCAGGGGUUUGGAUUCUGCUUCGGCCGAUAAUUUUGUCAAGUGCCUAAAGCUCUCAUCGACCGUCCUUGAUACCACGUCGAUCGUCUCAAUAUAUCAGUGCUCUCAAUCGACCUACGAUCUCUUUGACACCGUGAUCUUACUUUAUGAGGGUCAUCAGAUCUUCUUUGGCAACACUCAGGCUGCCAAGAGCUUCUUUGAACGUCAGGGAUGGUUAUGUCCGGCCCGGCAAACGACGGCCGACUUUUUGACCUCUCUAUCGUCUCCUUCAGAACGAACAGCCAGGCCUGGUUUCGAAAAUAAGGUUCCUAGAACUCCUCUAGAGUUUGAAGAGCUCUGGAAACAGUCUCCAGAAUUUCAACAGCUUCGUGAAGAGAUCGACGCCUAUGAAACUGAUACUUUGAAAGACGUUGAUCAGUUUAGAGAGAAGAUCUAUGCCUCUAAAAAGGCCAAACAGGCCCGUCAUUUGCGUGGCAGUGAACCAUUUACCGUCUCUUAUGGCAUGCAGAUCAGAUAUCUCACUACUCGUGCCUUUCAAAGGCUUCGUAAUGAUCUUACUUUACCUGCGUUUACAGUCUGCGUCAAUUUCGUCAUGGCUUUACUUAACGGCUCGGUCUUCUUCAACUUAUCGAACACUACAGGAGACGUUUAUGACCGUGGAGCAUGUCUUUUCUUUGCGUGCCUAUUCAAUUCUCUUAUGUCUCUAUUGGAGGUGUUUGCCUUAUAUGAAGCUCGUCCUAUAGUGGAAAAACAUAAGGAAUACGGUCUAUAUCAUCCUUCUGCUGAGGCUUUUGGAUCUAUUGUCUCCGAAAUACCUACUAAAUUCAUCACCUCGAUAGCUUUCAACGUUACCCUUUACUUUAUGGUCAACUUUAAGCGUAAGGCUGGUGCUUUUUUCUUCUAUCUUCUUGUUGCAACCACUUCUCUCUUCUUGAUGUCACAUCUUUUCCGUUCUAUUGGUUCGUUCACCAAGUCUUUAUCCCAGGCAAUGACUCCUGCUGCUAUAGUUGUUUUGGCAAUGGCCAUCUAUGCUGGUUUUGUUGUUCCUACUCGAUAUAUGCUUGGUUGGUCUCGUUGGAUUAACUAUAUCAAUCCUAUAGCCUAUGUUUUUGAAGCUAUGAUGGUCAAUGAGUUUGUCUCAAGAGAAAUCAACUGUACCACGAUAGUUCCUCAAGGUGGAGAUUACGACGAGAUACCUAUGGCUUAUAAAGUGUGCGAUUGUCUUGGUGCUGUUCCUGGAGAGACUUCUAUUACUGGUAACAGGUACAUUGAUGUUGCUUUUGGAUAUAGAGAUUCUCAUAAGUGGAGAAACUGGGGUAUUUGUAUUGGUUUCAUGGUCUUCUUUCUUGGAACUUAUUUGUUUGCUGUUGAGUUCAAUAUGAGCGCUCGUCAAACUGGUGAGAAGACGAUUUUCCUUAGAAGCUCGUUACGUAAGAUGCGUAAGGAGGGUAAGUUGGGCGUCAGGGGAAAAGCCGAUGACCCCGAGUUGCAGUUAGGUGGUUCUGCGGGUGCGACUGCGCUAUUGGCAGAUGAUAAGGAGGUCAGUGGAAGUGGAGAGUCGUCGUAUGAUGUUGCUGCUGCACGGGGUGCGGGAGGUGCAGGGGGUGCGAGAUCUGCAGGGGGUGCGGGAGAUGCAGGGGGUGCCGCUAGUGCUACUACCUCAGCUCUCAUGCAGCUCGAUUCAGGUAAUGACAUCUUUCACUGGCACAACGUCCGUUAUGACAUCCCCUAUAUGGGAUCCACAAGACGUCUUUUAGAUGAUGUCGAUGGAUGGGUCAAACCAGGUACCUUAACAGCUCUUAUGGGAGCUUCUGGUGCUGGUAAGACAACAUUACUUGAUGUUCUUGCUGACAGAAUAACCAUGGGUGUUGUCUCAGGUGACAUGCUUGUCAAUACAAAGCUUCGUGAUAAGUCAUUCCAAAGAUCUACUGGAUAUGUUCAGCAACAAGACUUACAUCUAGAAACAUCGACAGUUCGUGAGGCUCUCCGGUUUUCUGCCUACUUAAGACAACCCAAUGCUGUUUCUAAAGCUGAUAAAAACUUGUAUGUUGAGAAGAUCAUCCAUAUUUUGGAGAUGGAGAACUAUGCAGAUGCUGUUGUUGGUGUUCCAGGAGAAGGAUUGAAUGUAGAACAGCGUAAAAGGCUCACUAUUGGAGUUGAACUUGUUGCCAAGCCUAAAUUGCUUCUAUUCUUGGAUGAACCAACAUCCGGUUUGGACUCUCAGACAGCAUGGUCCAUUCUUUGCUUAAUUAGACGUCUCUCUAACAGCGGUCAAGCAAUUAUGUGCACUAUUCAUCAGCCUUCUGCUAUGCUCUUCUCACAGUUCGACAACCUUCUUUUACUCAAGUCUGGAGGUCAAACAGUCUUCUAUGGAGAGAUAGGUGAUGAUGCUCAGAAGAUGAUUUCAUAUUUUGAGUCCAAUGGUUCGAUUCCUUGUCCUCCUAAUGCCAAUCCUGCCGAAUGGAUGCUUCAGGCCAUUGGUGCUGCUCCCGGUGUUCAUCCUGAUAGAGACUGGCAUAAGGUUUGGUUACAAUCUUCUCAGUAUCAGGAAGUCUCGAAGGAGCUUAAUAGACUUCAGCACGAUAUCUCCGAUGGUUCAGACUUGUUACCAGCCAGCUCAUCUGAAUCAUUGUCUAGAUCUAUCUCCAGAACAGUUACUCGUACUAUGUCGGUGUUCACCCAAAAGGGAAGAGAGGGAAGAAUCCAGAAGUCAUCUUAUGCUUCAUCUAUCUUCAUCCAGUACAUCUAUGUCACUAAAAGAGUGUUCCAACAAUACUGGAGAUCUCCUUCAUACAUCUAUUCAAAGCUCUCGUUGGUCAUUCUUUGCUCAUUGCUUAAUGGCUUCACCUUCUUCAAAGUAACCAACUCUAUUCAAGGACUACAGAAUCAAAUGUUCUCUGUCUUUAUGUUUACUGCCUUAUUUGCUAUCUUGGUUGAACAAAUGCUUCCUCAUUACGUUGCACAACGUUCUUUAUACGAAGUUCGUGAAAGACCUUCAAGAACGUUCUCUUGGCUCGCUUUUAUCUGUGCUCAAAUCACUGUAGAGAUUCCCUGGAUGAUCCUCAGUGGUACUAUAGCAUUUCUUUGCUUCUAUUUCCCUGUCGAUUUUGCUCAUAACGCUAUUUUGACACACGAUAGGAGUACUAGAGCUGUUGCUCUUUGGCUCUUAGUCAUUCAGUUUUAUAUCUGGACUUCUACUCUAGGUCAGGCUUGCAUAGCUGGUAUUGAGGUGGAUCAGAACGGUGCUAAUAUGGCUAUUUUACUCUUCUCUUUAGCCCUUCUCUUCUGCGGUGUUCUUGUUUCUAAGGACAAUCUUCCUGGCUUCUGGAUCUUCAUGUAUCGUGUCUCUCCUUUCACCUAUUGGAUAGCUGGCUUCCUUAGAGCAGCUAUUGGAGACUCUCCUGUUACUUGUACUGAGGAAGAGUUAUUAGUCAUGACUCCUCCUCCUUUGGAGACAUGUGAAAUGUACAUGAGUCCUUAUAUGGCGGUUGCUGGAGGUUAUUUAGUGGAUCCUACUUCUGCUGUGAGCUGUCAGUACUGUGAGAUGAACAAUACUGAUGCUUACUUGGACACUAUUAAUGCUUUACAGUUCACUGUUUGGGAGGAUUCCGGUAUCUUCUGGGCCUACAUAGUGUUCAACAUUGCUGCCACUAUAUUUUUAUACUGGUUGUUUAGAGUUCCAAAGAAGCAUGAUCCAGUUAAGUGGCUGUCAAAGCAGGCUGUCUUGUUGAAGAAGAGGAUCAAUAAGAGAGGUGUGGCUGAGUCAGAUGUUGAGGGUGAGUUUGGUGAGGUUAAGCCAGCUGGUGAGGCUAAGCCAGCUGGAGAGGCUAAGUCAACUGGUGAGGCUAAGCCAGCUGGCGACGCUAACUAG